GUUUCAUCGCCACAACAGACUUAUAUGAAGCAUGAAUUCAUGGUGGACAUGGAACGAAUGAAGUCGAUCAGCGUUAUUCAAUGCAACGAUCCGAUGCCUCACGUUACUCUGAUGGCCGUUCACUUCACGACGGUGGCUAACGAGAAGAAAGAGAAUGAGGUUGAUGAUCAAUUCAUAUGA
Anisakis simplex (herring worm) is the source of this 180-nucleotide messenger RNA. Lineage: Eukaryota; Metazoa; Nematoda; Chromadorea; Rhabditida; Anisakidae. The record is from the annotation of a GenBank genome assembly.